Messenger RNA from Sus scrofa (pig), 1350 nucleotides. It is a transcript of the gene CCR9, whose product is annotated as C-C motif chemokine receptor 9. Gene Ontology annotation, biological process: calcium-mediated signaling; G protein-coupled receptor signaling pathway; positive regulation of cytosolic calcium ion concentration. Lineage: Eukaryota; Metazoa; Chordata; Mammalia; Artiodactyla; Suidae. The record is from RefSeq and is marked provisional. Gene Ontology annotation, molecular function: C-C chemokine receptor activity; C-C chemokine binding. Gene Ontology annotation, cellular component: membrane; external side of plasma membrane.
UCAUCAGAAGGCUUGUCCUCAUCCCAGGCAGACAGCAAGCCAGCCCUCCCCCCAGACCCAGAGCUUCCCCAGGCCACCUUCUCCAGGAGCCUCAGACACUGCUCUCCACUAAGCAAGCUUGCAGCUGGCCAACCAUGGUCCCCACAGAAGCCGCAAGUCUGAUGCCUAAUAUGCCAGAUGACUACGGCUAUGACGCCACACCUUCCAUAGAAGACUACGGGAACUUCACCUUCACUGACCUCUUCUGCAAGAAAAACCAUGUCAGGCAGUUUGCAAGCCACUUCCUCCCGCCAUUGUACUGGCUCGUGUUCAUCGUGGGUGCCGUGGGCAACAGUUUGGUCAUCCUUGUCUACUGGUACUGCACAAGGGUGAAGACCAUGACUGACAUGUUCCUUCUGAAUUUGGCAAUCGCUGACCUUCUCUUUCUUGUCACCCUUCCUUUCUGGGCCAUUGCCGCCGCUGACCAGUGGAAAUUCCAGACCUUCAUGUGCAAAGUGGUCAACAGCAUGUACAAGAUGAACUUCUACAGCUGUGUGCUGCUGAUCAUGUGCAUCAGUGUGGACCGGUAUAUCGCCAUUGCUCAGGCCAUGAGGGCGCAGACUUGGAGGCAGAAGAGGCUUCUGUAUAGCAAGCUGGUUUGCUUUACUGUAUGGGUGAUGGCGGCUGCGCUCUGCAUCCCAGAACUCCUGUACAGCCAAGUCAAGGAGGAACAUGACAUUGCUAUCUGCACCAUGGUUUACCCAAGUGACGAGAGCACCAAUCUGAAGUCGGCUGUCUUGACCCUGAAGGUCAUCCUGGGGUUCUUCCUCCCCUUUGUGGUCAUGGCUUGCUGCUACACCAUCAUCAUCCACACUCUGAUACAAGCCAAGAAGUCCUCCAAGCACAAGGCCCUGAAGGUCACCAUCACUGUGCUCACUGUCUUCGUCUUAUCUCAGUUUCCCUACAACUGUGUUCUGCUGGUGCAGACCAUCGACGCCUACACCAUGUUCAUCUCCAGCUGUGCCGUUUCCACUAACAUUGACAUCUGCUUCCAGGUUACUCAAACCAUUGCCUUUUUCCACAGCUGCCUGAACCCUGUUCUCUAUGUGUUUGUGGGUGAGAGGUUCCGCCGGGAUCUUGUGAAGACCCUGAAGAACUUGGGGUGCAUUAGCCAGGCUCAGUGGGUUUCGUUCACAAGGAGAGAGGGCAGCCUGAAGCUGUCGUCUAUGUUGCUGGAGACAACCUCAGGAGCCCUCUCCUUGUGAGGGACCUUCUCCCUGAGGUGGAUGGUCCUUUUGGAAGUAAUAAGAAAUAACAGCUUCCCUACCCCUGGGACCAGAGGGAAGCCAGAGAAGAAAAGGAAGUGAGAGG